AUGCUUCAAAUGUUCAUUGGUGUUGAACUUACAAUCAGUGUACUGUAUCAACCAUUCAUCAGUGUCCAGAAAGUCACGGAAUCAAGUUCAAUAGGAAGUAACACGCCAUUGAAACCAAUAAGAAACAUGGGACGUGCAGAUUUCACAUGUGGCCCAUGCGACCUCAUCUUUGCCGACAAGACCAAAACAGACGAGCAUCAUCGACUCGUACAUCAACAAAAUGUGAAGGUUAAAACCAUUCACGGCGAGGAAAUCCAGAUCCCCCGUGCCGCAGAUGGGUUCUUUCAUUGCCCAGUCACCGGAUGCCAGCACUUUGUCAAAAACCCUCGCAACCUAGCCACUCACGUGAAGCGUUGUACUGGUCCAGCCCCGACCGCACCUCAGCGUCCUAUACCCAACUUUGAUGGGCAACAAGUGCGAGUUGUGCCAUACGGAUCAGAUAUCAAAGAGAUGCACACUCAUCACAUGAACGACGACCCCACCCGAGAUGUCGACAAAGAAGUGAUGAUGGCAGAGCUGCAGGAAUACGCACCAUUGAUUGCUGCAGGGCCUUUCCCUCCACAUCAUGUUGAAGGGCAAAAGGCCAAGCCCAUCGAGGGGCUACUGCUUUACAAUGGCUUUACUUGCAAGUUCUGUAACAAGUCUUGGAAGAACAUGAAAAGUGUGAUUAACCACUUUAUAACUAAUCAUAAAGAGGCUGUGAACAUCCUGCUAGAGAAGCUGACGGCGUGUGCAACCGAGGAAGCUGAGCUAGGUCCGGAUUCAAUUUUGGACAAGGAUAUGGCCAACUGGGUCUAUGUUACUGGAAUUUAUACGUACACUCAAGGUUUAUUGCGUAACGGUAAAACAUGUGAAGAGCUGGUGGUAGCGGGAGCUGGCAAUGAAAAUGUGGAAUCAAUGGUGGCGUACAUUGCUACUUGGAUCAACAAAACCAUGAAACGCUUGCAUCAGACCGGCCAGUUAUUGAAACGCAUGUGCAUGGCGGAAACCUCGCCAAAUCUGAUUACCCCAAUUGUGUUGUUUCAGAGAAUUGGAAGACAACAAAGGGCUCAUGCCCUUGCAAGAAAAGGCCUCAGUCUUCAAGUAUGCGCGGAUCUCGCCACAUUCAUGUGGUUCCUGAUUGAGCAGGCAGAGGAACCUCUUGACCCCAACAUGGAGAUCCACGAUGUCACCAAAGCGCGAAUUCUGGGGUUACGGGAUGUUGUGCUACACUUGACUACACCUGAUACGGACCCAUCUCAACUAGAUUACUUGCCUGCUGAGGACGAUCAUGUCUCUAGUCAUGUCUCUGGCAUUCUAUGCUGUUUAUUUCAAACUUAUUGUGGUGGCUGGGCGCAACAAUACCAGCUUCCACCCAUGGCAUUCAUAGCUUUAUCGGUAUUUAAAGAAGAUGGAUCUUAUGACAGCCCUAACUUGAUCACCCACCUCAUUGCUGCAAUGCAAUACGGAACUCGCCUUGCGUUUGCUGAGCAGUACCUCGAUGAACCACGCCCACGGUUUGACCCAGCAGCAGACCCCACGAACCCCGUGGAGGACAACAUGCAAAAAUUCGAGUUUCUCCGCAAGGGUGGCCCAGGCGCUUUCAAAUAUGUUAGGCAGCUUAUGCAUUUAGUUAGUACAGUCAUCUUAUCUGAGGCGCUACCAGAUACCACUUUUUGGGCAGAUCACCAACACGAAACCCUGGAGGUCGAUAAUAAGUUAGUUACUGUUAGUGGCAUUAGAGACUGUAUCCAUCUGCAACAGAAACGCGCACAAGCGGACUUGAGCACCCUUCUGAAGGGCUGCAAGAUGCCAUUGUUUGACACAUCCUUGUACCAUGAUGUGGCCACUUGCAGGCAGCCAGGCACCAACUUCCUCAAUCACUCGGAGUUGGAGCAUGGCAAGUAUGGACUUCAUUUGUUGAAAGAAUGGACACGGAAGAAUGAUGUUCAUGGAUUGUUAGCGGAGGGGUGGCAAUCAAAGGUAGAUUCAGGGGUGACAGUCUAUGACAAAAGCAUUUGGAAGGCAUCUGCUGUGUGGGAAUGGCUGGAACUGUACAACAACCUUCAGGAACGACUUUACUUCUUAUAUCACGUUGCAUCAGGCUUCCUACGACCAACUGCCAUUUUUUUCCUCAAAGCUCUUGGAAGGCCUGAGCGGGCUAGGGAAAUGGCCACCAAAGUGUGGGUCAGUGCUUUGAAAGGGCCUAUGGAUUCUACGGAAUUUUCAGCCAUCCUCAAACGUCAUUUUACAGAGGGGGGUGUGGCUCCUUUAGGAAUCCAAUCUUGGAGACAUGUCUCCGUAGCAAUUGUUGAUGCGCACAUCAAGCUGCAUCGCAGCACCCUUCUGGAAGGCGAAGACGACAUCAUUGAUUGUCAAAGAGGCCACAGUACUUUCACAGCCAAUUCUGCCUAUGGCGGCACGGGAGGCUACCAU
Melampsora larici-populina 98AG31 is the source of this 2415-nucleotide messenger RNA. RefSeq lists its product as uncharacterized. The record is from RefSeq and is a predicted model, not a curated record. The transcript has 7 exons. The annotation marks the transcript as partial. NCBI's taxonomy places the organism in Eukaryota, Fungi, Basidiomycota, Pucciniomycetes, Pucciniales, Melampsoraceae.